Molecule: messenger RNA, 3564 nt
Organism: Toxotes jaculatrix (banded archerfish)
Lineage: Eukaryota; Metazoa; Chordata; Actinopteri; Toxotidae
Exons: 22
Coding region: 1-3564 (1187 amino acids)
Source: RefSeq, a predicted model, not a curated record
AUGAAUAUGUGGGUGAAAGUUGAAUCCGGUUCAGUUAGCGCAAUACACUUUACACCACAGCAAGCCACAGUUAGAUCUCCUGUUUUAUUUGAAUAUGGAGCAAAGGUCAACAACCUUAUCUUGCAACCAGUCAGUGAGCCUGUCACUGUCACCUUACCUCACAGGCCACAUAAAUCAUUCAGCAAGUCAGUGAAAGUUAUGCAGACUAACUACCCUGAUAUGUACCUUGCCACACAGUCUCAGAUCAGGUUAUGUGUGCAGAACAACAGCAGACAGGAGAGGUUUAUCAAGGUGGACAUGUUAGCAAUGCAAGGGACAUGCAGAUACAAGAGUUUCAGGUGUUUGUGGUGGUUGUUUGCUUCUGUGCUGCAAACUUUGGCAUAUGGAAACAACUUCAGUCAACAUGACCAGGAGAGGUCCCCUUGCCAGCCAGGUUUCUACUGCCCAGAGGGGAGCUUCACUCCAAUCCCCUGUCCUAAGGGAACCUAUGGGCCAUCUGGUGGUGCAGUGUCCAUAGACAGCUGUCUGAAGUGUCCCCCUGACCACUACUGUCCUAGACCAGGCUUGUCUGCCUUUCUGCUCUGUGGUCCUGUGGCUCAGCAGCCUCACUCUGGCCAGGACACCUGCAUCUGCCCAGGGGAGGGACAGAUUUUCCAGAUUAGUGACGGGCGGUGCCACUGCACCAUUGGCUACCAACCUACCGACAUCGGAGAUGUGUGUGCACGCAAACUCUAUGAUGUCUGCAGAGAUGGAAAAACACGUACACAGUAUGGAGACUGCCUGGACAGACAUCAGUGGUCACUUCACUGCAGGCAGCAGGUGUGCCAAUCUGCAGAGGACUACCAGGGUUAUGAUGGAGACCUGGGUCUGUGUGUUUGCAGAGAACCCCCUGGAAGAGCUACGUGUGGAGGCCUCUGCAGGAGCAGAUUGGCUGCUGAGCUGCAGCUCCAGUGCCAGUCGGGUGGAGAUAUGGAACUAGUGUGGAGCUAUGAUAAAAAGGUGUCGGGCGUCUCAGGCGGCAUGCUGGAGACGAUUUUUAAACAGUGGGACUCCCAGGGGAGUCUGCAGUGCAACACCCAUCUCAACUCCCCACGUCCUGUCUACAUUGUUCUGACAACAGAUGCAGGCUUCCUCGGCCUCCUGAGUGGCCUCCCAAAGGAACUUCAGCAACUGUUUCCUGUCACCACACUGCAGGACUCUCAUAGCUCAGCUGAGGAAGAUUCUGACUUUCUGUGGGAGGUCACCAAAGUUGAAAAUUUUAGUCAUGGAGGUGGAGAAAUGAAUGCCAGCAGGACGAGGGGAUACAAGAGUGAUAUGAAGGGAGACGGGAGAGGUGCAACUGGAGUUCUGAACCCAACAACGUGUCUCCAUUUGGGUGAUGUUAUACUGUUCACUGUCGACACACGUCACUAUCCUCGAUAUGAUCUUGACAGCCUGUACAACACAAACAGUGACUUUGACUGGGGUGCUUUCAGACAGUUAAAAGAGGAGCUGACUCUGUCUUGGACUCCUCCCAACUUCUUUUCAGUGGUGUUUAGCCAGCCCGGCGUGUAUGUUUUUACACUGAGCAGCCAUCAGCACAAACACAUGUAUGUGCGGGUGAUGCCUGCAGGGGUCCAGUGUUAUGAGCCUGGUACCUUUUUCCCCACCAUACCUCGUCACGUGACCAGGGUGGGAAUCAGUAGGAGACGCAACCUGUUACUUCGGCCAGAUUGGCUGGUGACCGGCGGAUUGCUAUUUGGAGCUGUGGUCAUCCUCUGUUUAUGUGUUACAGUGCUGAUCCUGUUCCGUGAAUAUGGAUGGCCAGAGAAGAAGCCAAUCAGAGCACGGUAUCGCUUGUUGCAGUUGGCCUACAACAUGGACGACUACUCAUCAAAAGGUUCAAGGGUGAUCUCACUUAGGAAGACUCACCGAAACCAACAAGCCAGAAUGACACAAGAAUCCAUUCAAGCAGCAGCCUGUGCAGACACCUUGGGGGAGUUCUGGGAUUAUGAACACCAGGUGGAUCUGGAGGCAUUCAGCAGCAACACCUUCUACAGCCUCCUGCUCAAACAGAGCCUGUCUGUCACCACACGGCUAGGACAGCUCACAACCGAGGUGAAGGAGUUUUACCAGGGAGUGCUUGGGAAACUGCAGCUACUCCACCCACGCCUGAUCACUGAGGAGAGGAUGGGGGAGGGUUAUGAACGGAUGAGGAGGGAGGUGGAGAGGGAGGUGGUGCGGCGAAAGACUCUGGCCUCACAGCUCAGGGUUCUGCUCGACAAUCAGCUACAGGUUCUGAAGCAAGAGCAACAAGCCCAGCAGAGAGUCCACAGUGUGUUUACAACUCAUCUCAGAGAGUGCACCAGAUUACUGUCCAAGGUUUAUAACAACAGCCAACCAUCCUGUGAACUAAACCAGCAAAAUUUGAUCCAGAGGCUAACAUCCCUGGUGGGUGAGAUGGGAGAGUUGCUAUCAGGAGAGUGUCAGCGUCAGGGAGCCUGGGAGUUGCUGGGUGAGGGUACAGGGGCCAAGCUGCUCUGUCCUGAUACUGGAACUGUGUUGACCAAGGACCACAUCUUUGGUCCUGAUGGGUCCCUGCGUGUCUGCAGGGCACUUCAUUGCGAUUCAGUCACAGGCCUCAUCAGGCCAAAUGCGCACACCCAUAUGUUGCUGAGCAGCUGCCACACCACGGCAGUGCCACCUGGUUUCUUCCUCCACCCACAGACGGGCCGAGUUAUGCCCAUCGCUGGCAAUGUGGCCUAUGAUCCUGCAAGCUCUACUUUAGUGUUCACGACUGACUCAUGUACAGGUGACAACAGGAAGUGGGACAGCCCCCUUCUUCCUUUCAUUCCUUACCCAACCUCCUGCCACUCUGACCAGCCUCUGCCCAGCACUCGGCUCAGAGGCCUAAGACCUGGCCAGAGACUGCAGCUGGGAGUUCCCAUGGCAGACCCAGACACAGGGAUCCCAGUACCCAUUCUGGCUGUGACCAUCCACCCCCAGACUGGACUAGUCUACCCACUGGGAGGGUUGCAUGUCUGCCCCAUCACCCGCCUGCCUCAGCCCAUACAGAUUGGUUAUCCCAUGCUGGACCCCAGGACGGGGAAUGUUGUACUCACAGUUGGGGUCAGUUUAGAUCCAGUAACAGGAGCCGUGCUGCCAGUAGGUGGAGUUCUGCUGGCUGAGUCCUUCACUGAACCUCUGAGUGGACGGAUGGUGAGAGUCAGAGGGGCCAGCAUACGGGCGGGACAACUGCUGCCUACUGCAGGAGGAUACCAAGCUUUACUAGACAGGAAGGUUCUGGCAGCAAUGUUCAAAGUACUGGAUCUCAUGAAGCCACUAACUGAGGAGUGGAGUUCAGAUCCAACUUUGCAGCAUUCACAGCUUCAUCCAGGCAGUGAGAGGGGGAGUGGUCGACAAGAGCAUCUUCUUGCUGCUGCCAAGGAGCUCCAGCAAGCCUGGGGAAGGAGCCUGUACUGUCAACUCCAGUUACAGACCAGAUUGGAAAUCUUGCUAGACUGGGCUGUUGGUCUCCAACAGGACGGAGGGACUCUGGGUGAGGAAAUGCCACUGCCACUGUGA